Messenger RNA from Dendronephthya gigantea, 2808 nucleotides. Its product is annotated as rho guanine nucleotide exchange factor 7-like. The record is from RefSeq and is a predicted model, not a curated record. Gene Ontology annotation, molecular function: guanyl-nucleotide exchange factor activity; protein binding. The coding region runs from base 304 to 2310 and encodes 668 amino acids. The transcript has 26 exons. Lineage: Eukaryota; Metazoa; Cnidaria; Anthozoa; Malacalcyonacea; Nephtheidae.
GCAGUGCGGCUCAUUCCAUAUUCGGAAUGAUGAAUGAUCUCAAAACAAGAAAUGAAAGGAUUUUGAUCUAACCGAGUGACAAAGUAAACUCAAUCUGUUUCAUUUUGUAAUACGAAUGUAGGCUACGGUUAUCAUCUUGUUCGGUUUUAAACGACGAUUGGACCUUAAAUUUCACCGGUUUUCACUGAUUCUAUAGCUAAAAAUACGGUAGUCCCUCGCUAACUCGAACUCCCAAGUGGAAAGAAAAAUUGUUUGUGUUACCAACCUCUUCAACGCCAAAUCUCUUCAACGCCAUCAUUAGAUAUGUCGCUGGCAAAUGUCCAUCUUGUGGAAGCAAUAUUUCCUUUUACAGGAAAUGAUGAAGAUGAGCUGUGCUUCCAAAAAGGGGAUAUCAUUGAAAUAACCAAGGUUGUCGAGGGUGGAUGGUGGGAAGGAACCUUGAAUGGCCGCAGUGGAUGGUUUCCCAGUAAUCACGUUGCAGAAAUUUCUGCAAGUCCUGAGCCAACUGGUCAAUCUGCUGUUUCAACAUCUGAUAGUGCUUCUGAUAGAGAAAAUGUCCGCGUCUACCAUAAUUUGGUACUUCAAAAUAUACUGGACACAGAAAAAGCAUAUGUCGAAGAACUACAAACGUUAUUGAGAAAUUAUCUCAAACCACUUCAAGAAUCUACAGCAAUUCCAUCAGAGGAAAGCAAAAUUCUAUGUGGGAACUUUAAAGGAAUCGUCGGUUUUCAGGAAAUGCUGUAUGAGGAGUUGAAGGAAGUUUCAGAACAACCGCUAGCACAACAAAGAAUGGGAGCUGUAUUUUUACACGCUGCACCUAAAAUGAAGGAUUUUUACAUAAAAUAUUGUGCGAAUCACCCCCGAGCUGUCGAGGUUCUUACUAAAUACGGGGACGAAUUGUCUGAGUUCAUGGAGAAACAAGGAGCUGACGCUCCAGGUGUUUUGACUCUAACAACCAGUUUAAGUACAUUGUUUAGACGGCUUGAUAAAUACCCAACACUUUUAAAGGAACUUGAACGGCAUUUGGAGGAUGGCCAUGUUGACGAAUUCGAUACGAAAAAAGCGAUCGCCGUAUUUCAAAAUAUUGGGACGAGUUGUCGUGAAAUGAGACGCAGAAAAGAAACAGAACAUGAAAUACUGACCGGUACAAUUGAAGGAUGGGAAAAAGAGGAAAUGCAAAAACUGGGAGAGCUUGUGUAUAUGUCUUCAUUGCUUAUUCAUGGUGAAAACGAGGAGGUGAAAGAAAGACAAUUUCUAUUGUUUCCUGACGUGUUGGUCUUGCUUUCUGUCAGCGAAGACAUAAGCGGAUAUUGUUUUGAGACUAGUUAUAAAGUCUCUGAUAUUAAAGUGAGGAGUUUAGAAGAUACUGAAGGAAUAUUAAAUGCUUUAGAAAUUGAAGCAAACGACCAAACGCUGGUUGUGUCGGCAAACAGCGAAAAAGAGAAAUCGGCAUGGUUGGAAUCUUUAGCAAGCGGACCACAUAGUCCUUUAGUUGGUAGUCCUCAGAGUAAUGGUUCUCCAGAACGACAUCAAGGCAAAGAACCACUUUCUGCAGCCCAGAAAGAAAAUAUCAAACCAGCUGACGUUUUAAUGAAAAGUGAACAUGUGCCUUUGAAAAUAGUGCAGUCCCACACGUUACCACGAACAGAAACUAGCGCAGGUCAUGGCACGUCCUUGCCACGAUCAGUAGCGGCGCUGACUGACGCGAAUUGUCGUGAUAUACCGUCGCAGUAUCUUCAAAAGGAACGGAAAUGGGAUUCAACUCACCUCCGUCCCACUCCACCCUUAAGACCGGCCUUUGCUCUUAUUAUGAAAGAAGAUUCUGCUAGUUCUCCAAAAUCGAUGAAGACCCUGCUUCACCCAAAUCGUGGCAAGAAAGGUCGCUCAAAAAGUGAAGACGAGUAUCGUCAAAAUGCUUCCUCGUCAUCUGGUCGUGUCCUGGAAGAGGAUAUGUUGAUACUUGGUGUAAUAGAAAGUUACUGCAAGAGUGCUAAAGAAAGAUUGACAGUGAAUUGUAGCCCAAUUCCUCCAACCGUUCCACCGCACAGAAAUUCCACGGCUUCCACUCUGAAACCGGACCGAGAACAUGCAAAACAGAAGAAAAAGAAAAGGAGCUUAUUAAUAGGUGAGUUCAGUUGUCUGCGAAGUCAAGAGGAAGAUCUGCGAACAGAACCCACGGAGGGGAAGGAGCCGGUGCCAAACCCACGAGUUGGGCAAAAGAAGACAGAAAAAGCGUCGCAUAAUUCAAACUAUUUACAAAAACCUUUACCGUCAAUUAAUAGUGAAGACGGCGUGCUUUUAUCGCAGUGAUUGGAAUGAAAGAGCAAUUUAUUUUUAUACUUUGUAGAAUUUAAUUUCUCAUGCAAUUAAGUUUCCUUGCAAUGUCAUAUGAUAUCAAAUUACAUAAAACUAGUAAAACAUAUGCAUAGUGACACUCGAUUUUACUAAGAUAUUAUUCGAGUUCACUCUGUAUUUUUACCGUUCAUGCUUUCACCUAACACGAGGAUGAAAAUUGAAAAACUAAUUUUUCCCUCGAGAUUGGCUGAACAUUUUAUCAUUCUAAAUUUUCAACAGAGAUUCAAUAUGCACAUAUUAUUUUGCCUUUUAGGGACGACCUAAAAUUGUACACAGUAAUUCGGUAAAUUCAAUCAAAUACGUUUACCGUGUACAUUUGUCAAAUUGCCUGGUCCGACAGAUCACUUCCCUUGAAAGAAUACAGCACUUUUUCUAGGAAAUUAUAUAUUUAUAUGGCUACUUUUGAUUUCUUUCAUGAGUACAGUAAAUUCUCCACUUGCAAAUUGAACGGCA